GUACCACACCGCUCUAGCGUUUCCCCAGAGCUUCCUGCCCUGACCUGCUCCAGUGCUGGAAGGCAAACAUACAGUGAAUAUCUCAGAAAAUAUGGCCCAUGUGAGGGACUAUAAAUGGACCCAUUUCCUUCCCUUUCUGGUGGUGUCUCUGAUGUACCCAGCCAGCGCUGAGUAUUCAAACUGUGGAGAGAAUGAGUAUUAUAACCAGACCACAGGGAUGUGCCAUGACUGCCCCCAGUGCGAGCCUGGAGAAGAACCAUACAUGACCUGCGGCUAUGGCACCAAAGAUGAUGACUACGGCUGUGUCCCCUGCCCCUCAGAAAAGUUCUCCAAAGGAGGUUACCAGAUAUGCAGGCGUCACAGGGACUGUGAAGGCUUCUUUCGAGCCACUGUCUUGACCCCAGGUGACAUGGAGAACGAUGCAGAAUGUGGACCGUGUCUCCCUGGUUACUACAUGCUGGAAAACAGACCAAGGAAUAUCUAUGGAAUGGUUUGUUACUCCUGCUUACUCGCACCCCCAAACACCAAAGAAUGUGUGGGAGCCACCUCUGGAGUUUCCGCCAGUCUCCCAGGUACCUCUGGCACCAGCACCAGCUCUCCUUUCCAGCAUGCCCAUAAAGCAGAUCUCUCAGGACAAGGACAUCUGGCCACCGCCCUGAUCAUCGCCAUGUCCACCAUCUUCAUCAUGGCUAUUGCCAUUGUCCUCAUCAUCAUGUUUUAUAUCAUGAAGACAAAGCCUUCCGCUCAAGCCUGCUGCACCAGCCACUCUGUGAAAACAGUGGAAGCUCAAGUCAGCAAACAAGAAGAGAAGAAAGAAGUUCAAGAAAACGUGGUGAUUUUUGCCGAGAAGGAUGAGUUUGAGAAGCUGACAGCAACACCAGCAAAGACUGCCAAGAGCGAGAAUGAUGCCUCUUCUGAGAAUGAACAGCUCCUGAGUCGGAGUAUGGACAGUGAUGAAGAAGCCGCUGUGGACAAACAAGGGUCCCCAGAGCUGUGCUUGCUAUCAUUAGUCCAUCUGACAAGGGAUAAAUCUUCCACGAACAACAAAUCAACUGGGAUUCAGAGCAGAAGAAAGAAGAUCCUUGAUGUGUAUGCCAACGUGUGUGGGGUGGCAGAAGGCCUCAGCCCCACAGAAUUACCAUUUGACUGCCUAGAGAAGACGAGCAGGAUGCUCAGCUCCACCUACAACACAGAGAAGGCCAUCGUGAAAACAUGGCGGCACCUAGCUGAAAGUUUCGGACUGAAGAGGGAUGAGAUCGGGGGGAUGACAGACGGCAUGCAGCUCUUUGACCGGAUCAGCACAGCGGGCUACAGCAUCCCAGAGCUGCUCACAAAACUUGUACAGAUCGAGCGGCUGGAUGCUGUCGAGUCUCUGUGCGCUGACAUUCUGGAGUGGGCCCAGGUCAUGCCGACACCUCAGCCUCCCGUCACAACCUGAUGCGCAUCCUUGGGAACUGCCUCCCUUUGUCCUGGGAUGCGGCUUCACAUCCUUCACCUGAGAACAUUGCAGGGGUGAUUGAGCUGGGAAGCCUGGAACCAGCAACGACACCUACUCACAGGCUUCCUAAAAAUUAAGGCUUUUCUCACGUGUCACUAGGUCAUAUCUUAGGCUGUUCUGAGGAGCGAGGGGAAGCCAAAGACAAAGCUAGUGAUGUAUCAGCUGGGGAAUACUAAGCCAAACGCCGUACCUCAUGAGGAUGGAUGAGUGAACACAUUCAUUCAACAACCGUUCUUAUUUAGCACCUACUAUGU
This is a messenger RNA of Trichosurus vulpecula (common brushtail), 1752 nucleotides long. RefSeq names its product ectodysplasin A receptor (gene EDAR). Bases 92 to 1438 code for a protein of 448 amino acids. The record is from RefSeq and is a predicted model, not a curated record. Gene Ontology annotation, molecular function: signaling receptor activity. Gene Ontology annotation, cellular component: plasma membrane. The transcript has 12 exons. Gene Ontology annotation, biological process: positive regulation of canonical NF-kappaB signal transduction; positive regulation of JNK cascade. NCBI's taxonomy places the organism in Eukaryota, Metazoa, Chordata, Mammalia, Diprotodontia, Phalangeridae.